ACUCCACAUUAUGCCCUGCAGAACGUGCGGCAAAGACUGCAAAUGUUUGCGCAUGAUGAGCAAGCGCAGCUGCGGUUGCCGGCCGUGCGAUUCUGACUGCACCUGCAGCUGUAAUACCAGCUCGAGCAGAUGUAUUGGAUCGGCGCAGGUUGAAGGUAGCGACCGGAGCAAGCAGGAAGGGACCGACCAAGACGGCGAUCAGAGUGGAUGCGGAUGUGGUGAUGGUCAAGAAAGGACGGUUGGAUGUGGUGACUCCUGCUCCUGUUAGACGCUGGCUAUGCGAGACCAUAACAUUAGAUCUGGAUGAAUAAAACCG
Molecule: messenger RNA, 316 nt
Organism: Anopheles maculipalpis
Lineage: Eukaryota; Metazoa; Arthropoda; Insecta; Diptera; Culicidae
Exons: 2
Coding region: 11-268 (85 amino acids)
Source: RefSeq, a predicted model, not a curated record